Molecule: messenger RNA, 1274 nt
Organism: Daphnia pulex (common water flea)
Lineage: Eukaryota; Metazoa; Arthropoda; Branchiopoda; Diplostraca; Daphniidae
Product: NF-kappa-B inhibitor-like protein 1
Exons: 2
Coding region: 118-1212 (364 amino acids)
Biological process (GO): canonical NF-kappaB signal transduction
Molecular function (GO): protein binding
Source: RefSeq, a predicted model, not a curated record
CUAACAAAUAGCAGACGAAUUAAAACAAAAAUAAAAAUGUAGAAAAGCUCGAGUUCCUUUACUUCCGUAAUCUUUACAUUGUAACUUAGACAACUUGGUUUUUAUUUAUGUUUUCCGAUGUCAUCGAAAACGAAGAAGCGGUUUGACAGGCUGAUCAGUUGCGUUAAAUCCAAUAAUGUUGAACAACUGAAACAUUACGCAAGAAGAAGGAAGUAUGCUAAACUCCACCUGGACGAGAUAGGUGUCAACAAAAAAGGAGAAACAUUGUUACAUCUGGCGUGUCGACAAGGAAAACAUGAGAUUGUUGCGUUCUUGUUGGAAAAUUCUCUUGGAGACCCAACUUCAAUGGAUUGCAAGGGCAACACACCACUUCACCUGGCAUUGAAAGCUAUCAUGAAAAUUGACGGGAGAAAUGAAUAUUUAACUGCUUACAGGAAAAUGAUACUUGCUCAUCUUAAAGAAAUGGCUGUUUCAUUAACACAACCUAAUCUGGAAGGCCAAACUGCCAAAGAUCUUUUGGAUCUUGCUGAUUCUGUCUAUGAGUAUCAUUUAGGAGGAAAUGAAAAAAAGACAGAGUUUUCUCAACAGAAAGAUGAAAAAGAAUGGCAGAAGAAACUUUCAGCAGAACUAGAUGAUGAAUAUGGAAGUCACUGGGGAAAAUAUGAAGAAGAUUUUGUUCAAGAGGAUGUAAAUGAAACAGAAUCUUAUGACUCCUGGGCCAAAAGAAUGAUUGAUGAGCAUAAGAAAAAAAUGUCAUAUCAAAAGUUUCAUAUUACACCACCAUCCCCACCAAAAUUGAAGCCAUCCUGGUCUACGGAAGAUCAACAGCAAUUCUUGCGGGAUGAAGAAAUGCGGAAUGAAUUUCGAAAAAAGGCUAAAGCUACUCAAAAGCUUACUACAUUCCUUACCAAACUUAGUUUGUUGAUUCAAACUGAAGAUCAAAUUGAAAUAUCAGACCUCCCAUUUAAGCCCACAGAUGAUGUUGAAUCGAUUGGACAACUUAUAUUGGCGCACGUCAAGGAUUUGGUAGAUCCUGACGCCAAGAGGAAGGCAUUGCGCGAGCUGCAGCGACUUUGGCAUCCAGAUAAAUUUUCUCAGAAAUUUGGCGUGCGUUUAAAAGAAGAAAUACGUGAAAAUGUUAUGAAAAAAGUUACUGAAAUUUCUCAAUAUUUGAAUGCAUUUAACUGCGUUUCUACAGUCACUAACAAGUGAAAGUGACAAAAUUCUUGUGCUGUGUAAAUAAAAAAAAACAUUAAAUAUUUUCCAGAAAGUAA